Molecule: messenger RNA, 979 nt
Organism: Coniophora puteana RWD-64-598 SS2
Lineage: Eukaryota; Fungi; Basidiomycota; Agaricomycetes; Boletales; Coniophoraceae
Product: NAD(P)-binding protein
Exons: 5
Coding region: 7-918 (303 amino acids)
Molecular function (GO): oxidoreductase activity
Source: RefSeq, a predicted model, not a curated record
CCAAGCAUGAACAGUAAAGUGUGGCUCAUCACUGGCGCUUCCUCAGGCAUCGGACGUGCAAUCACCGAGCAUGUCUUGUCCAGAGGCGACAUCGUCGUAGCGACAAUGCGCAAACCGUCCGCCAUCGCCGAUCUCGCGGCGACGUGCGGCCGCGACGUCCUGCUCCCCGUCGAGCUGGACGUGACCAACUACGCGCAGGCCGCCGCCGCCUUCGACCGGGCAAAAGAGGCGUUCGGGCGGAUCGACGUGGUCGUCAACAACACCGGGUACGGCAUCUGCGGUGAGUUCAAGGCAAUACCGGAGGAAGACGCGCGCAGGCUCGUCGACGUGAACUACUGGGCGCCGGCCAACAUCACGCGCCAGGCGAUCCGGUUCUUCCGCGAGGUGAACCCCGCUGGCGCGGGCGGCACGGUUCUUCAGGUUACGUCUGGGGCGGGGUUUGUUGGUGUGCCGAUUUAUUCCCAGUAUGCUGCCAGUAAGCAUGCUCUAGAGGGACUCACCGAAGGAAUAGCCGGGGAGUUGGAUCCUGCCUGGAACAUCAAGCUGUGUCUCGUCGAGCCUGGUCAGUUCGACACGAACGGCCCAAACGUGACCCUCGUCCUACCUGUGCACCCCGCAUACGCGACGAGCAAGUCUUUGCCCUCUCACCCCAUGAGGGCCGACACCGUUGGUGUGCGAUUCAAGGGCGAUGCUGCGAAACUUGCGAGGGCGGUCUACGACGUCGUUUUGUCUGGAGACAUUCCGCUGCGCUUGCCGAUGGGCUUGGACUGCGUGCGACUGCUGAAGACCAAGGCGAGAGCGCUUCAGGAGACGGCCGAGAGCACGGAGAAGUGGUCGGUUGACAUGCUGCGUGAAGGCGUUGAAGGCAUCACAGAGGACGACGCUAUUUAUCAGAGUGUGCUGGCAGCGACACAUUGAAUUUGCCUUCGCGUGCCAAUUCCCUGUUGUACUUUGUGAGUAAAGCUGUUCGCAAUAUCAU